AUGAAUUUAAAAAUUCAAUUUUCCGCAUCUUUGUGCCUGUUCUUGAUAUUAUCAGGAAGCACGCCAAUUUCUUCGCAAACAAUCCCAACAGCUGUUAUUGAUAUCGCCAAAUACGGAUGGAAGGCAAUUCAAGCACUUAUUGCGAUUAAAUCAUCAAUAAAUAAUCAUAACUUUCAGCAAGAUGUAAUAAGCGCAUUGGAUGAAAUUCGUGCAAGUAACGUAAAAACAGAAUAUUUAAUAACAACUGAAGCUGACCGUAUAAUCAAUGUACUUUCUGUUAAAAUUGAUACUGAGGUAGUUAAAGAUUUCAUUCAUAUCGUAUACAAAAUAAAUACGCGGUUUGAAAAACAAUUUUUGAGAUAUUUUACUGGAAACAAUACAUAUGAGAAUCAAACUAUUGAUCAUUACAUAAGCACAACAAUUAAUCCUAAUCAGUUUAAAAAAACUUUAUCUUUGAUAAAAGAAUACACUGUACCUUAUGGUGAUAAUCCCACAGAAAAUAAACAAGUAUUCGAAGUGCUAGACGAAUAUAUAAAAUUGAGAAAUAGGUAUUACAUUGAUUGCAAAAAAUACAGCGCUGACUGUAUAAAUGGAAAAUCGGGUUAUGAUUUAAUAUUUAAUGUAUUCAAUCUCGCAAUAACUUCAAUUUCUAAAGGAUAUACUAUGGUAGUGCAUGCUUACAAAUAUCUCCAAUCAAAUUCGACGGACCCUAAUGCAUGGCAUUCAGAAUUACAUGACGCUUUGGAUGAAUAUAAAGAGACUGUGUUAAUCAUAGCUAACGCCGCAAAGACUGUUGCGCGAAUACAAUCUAAAGCAAUUCUUCGUUACGAUCCUAUUCAUUUUAAACAAGAGGAAAAUUAUGACAGUUUGCAGUUCUUAACAACAUUUAUUACUGAUCCACGGUUACUGAACAAUAAACAAUGGUUUCUUGAUCGAGUGCCUCCUGGCGAACGUAUAGCAGUAUUUUGCGAUGCAUCAGCUAUUUACGACUGUAUUGAUGAUAAUUCUAUCGCACGCGCUUGUGUUGAGCCACCAUAUAGUAAAAGACGUUACACGUGUGCGAUCGAAAUCGGUGGCUUCAAGCAAUAUUAUAAAGGUCGUUGCGCGAAAAAUGGGUCGUGCAUGAGAGAUUGGGGUGUGGAGUUGAAUAUUGAUAUUGGAUUUACACACUUCAAAAGAUGUAUAUGCGAAGAGGAUCGUUUAACUAAAAAGGGUGCCCAUUUCAACAUGUCAUCACAAUACUCUGAUUUCUUUAAUACCAAUCGAGUUAUCACAGGAAUCCGUUUAGUUACAAAAAUGUCACUAACAUACUUUGAAAUACAACACGGAGUACUUGUUAAUGGUACUAUUGAUAAUACUACUGUCAGCUGGGAUGAUCGCGUUUCUAAAAAGCUUGAUUAUAUGCAUAAACAUAGUAUACUACCUUCUUAUAUCGGUAGUAAUUUACAUACACUCAGUUAUUCUAAUAGACAUUUGAAUUUGGACGACAUUAUUUUACCCGAAGGAUGGGUUACCGUCGGUGUGCAAUUUCACUUAUCACCAGAAAAUCAUUUAUCAUUUGAAGUAGCAGGAAUAAAAAUAUUUGAUGACUUAGGAAUUUUUUCCAUGUCUUACGAACCUCAUUGGUUUAAACCAAAAUACUCUGAAAGAACGGAAUUGACUAAAAAAAAUCAAGAUAUUCCAACAUUUAGUAAUGAGGUAAACCAAGAAUUAGGGAGUCUUGGAAAAAAUUAUGUUAAAUUCCAGAUGACCGAUUGGUCGAUUGAUGCCAGUCAGACAGUUUAUCCUUUUAUUGAUAUGCAACAAGUUUUUACUGAUCCUCCAGCACCCGUCGGAGGAAUUGGAUUAUAUUAUAAAAGUCAGUCGGGAUUCGGAGGAUUCAUCGCACCAAAACUUAUAAGCAUGAAUACGAAUAUUUUUAUGAGUUAUGAUUAUUUAAAUAAUAUUUUUAAAAUUAAUAAUUCAAGCAACUAUCUAAAGUAUAAUACUAAUGAUAUUGAUGAAAGUUAA
This is a messenger RNA of Cotesia congregata, 2010 nucleotides long. The record is from the annotation of a GenBank genome assembly. Lineage: Eukaryota; Metazoa; Arthropoda; Insecta; Hymenoptera; Braconidae.